CAUUUCAGACAUGGUACCUGGGUGUUGUUCAGCCUCGGCCUAAUCGACCGCCUAAACUCGAGCUUGCUGUCUGCCCCUCUGCUGUUGUUGGGGUGGCCUCUGAGCCUGUUGUCUGGGCUGCUGCUGGGGCUGCUAAGGUGGCUGCUGGGGUUUUUUUGGACAGCGGUUAGCAAAAUGUCCGGGCUCAUGACAAUAAUAGCAAAUAACCUGGCCAACGCGACACUCUCCGCGAUGGAGUCUUCCAAAAGUGGGGCAUGGUGGAAUCUGCUGUGGCCUCGGACGGGUCCUCCUGUCAGUCUGGGCGCCUUUUCCCUUCCUCUUCUUGUCCUUCGGUGGUUGGGCAACAGCUGGUGGAACUGGUGGAUCUGUAGAUGGUUGGGCAGGGGCAAAUGGCUGAAGAAGAUCCUCCCUCCGAAUGCUGGCGUCAACCUCCUGGGCGAUAGAAACGGUACGAGCGUAGGUCUGAACUCUGUGACCUACAAUGUUGUGACGGACUGCUGGGAAAAGCCCGUCAGUGAAAUGCUGUGCCCUCUUUGCCUCUGUACUCACCAGGUCAGGAACAAAGGCUCCGAGUCAAGCGAAUUCUCUCUCGUACUGAUCAACAGAACGAGUACCCUGUUUGAGCGCCAGGAAUUGACGCUCUAUCUCUGCUCGGUAGUACGUGGGAUAAUACUUCUCACUAAUCAACUACUUGAACCUGUCCCAAGUACAACCUUCAUUUUCACCGGGACGCAUACUCCAGUAAGCAUUCCACCAGAGUC
Messenger RNA from Striga hermonthica, 761 nucleotides. The record is from the annotation of a GenBank genome assembly. NCBI's taxonomy places the organism in Eukaryota, Viridiplantae, Streptophyta, Magnoliopsida, Lamiales, Orobanchaceae.